AACUCCGAAAGGGGCGUAGGCAUUAAUUAUAUGCAUUGAAAACAACAGUAUAUUUCAGAGUCAAUUUAAAACUGUCAUAAUAACAGUCGUCGUAAAAAUGAAUUUUGAUCUAGUAUACAAAGAAAUUGGAGACUUUGGCUUAUUCUCAAAAUACAUCGUUUAUGUUGGAUCGUUCACUAGCGUUUAUUCUGGGUUUCUGUUUAUCAACUCUUUCUUUAUUCUUGGAAUUCCUGAUCACAGGUGUGCUCUACCUGGAUGGGAAAACGACACCUACGCUGUUCAGAAUGACCGUCACCUUGACGUUAUAAACAGGACAAUCCCUCUGGCACCAACUACAGAGAAAUUCAAAUAUGAUCAAUGCAACUAUAGAACAGUAUCAGAAAAUGGGCACAUUUCUCUGAGAAAGUGCAAGAAAUGGGUGUACGACACUUCUGUUUACCAAUCUUCCUUGGCAGCAGAUUUAAACAUGGUGUGUGAUAGGAGCAUUCUGAAGUCCAAUGCUCAGAUGGUUUUCUUUGGAGGACUCCUGGCUGGUUCCUUCCUGACUGGAAUCUUUUCAGAUAGGUUUGGUCGGAAGCCCACACUAUGUAUUUCUUCUAUCUUCUACUUUCUGGCGGCGAUGGGCAUUGCCUGGACACCAAGCUACGUUGUGUAUGUCUUCUUGACGUUUUGUGUCGGAUUUUUCUCUGUCGGAAAUUUUAUGCCAUCCUAUGUUAUGGGAAUGGAAUUUGUUGGGCCAUCUAUGAGACGAUUUCCCGGUCUUGUUGGUGGUUAUUACUGGAUGGUUGGAAACUUGAUAUUGGCCGGACUUGGUUACGCUAUUCGAGACUGGAGUACUUUACAGAUCGUUUGUGCAGCGCCGGGCAUUCUCUUCCAGAUUUUCUGGUUUGUUUUCCCGGAGUCACCUAGAUGGCUGUAUACCCAAGGCAAACUUGAGGAGUCAAAGGCAGUCAUUCGUAAAGCCGCGAAAUGGGACAAGAUCACUUUGCCUGAGAAGUUUUUUGAUAAGGUGUUUAAAGAUGUACCGGAACCUAAUCAGGGGAAAAUAUGGCACCUGUUCACAUCUAGGGUCUUGUGCAUACGUACAUUGAUAAUCUUUUUUAACUGGUUUGUGGUGUGUUUAGCGUAUUAUGGACUUGCUCUGAACAGUGGAGAUCUAGGUGGAAGCAUGUACCUGAAUUUCUUUCUUCAAGGCCUAAUGGACUUUCCGGCAACCACAAUAACCCUGGUCCUUCUUGACAGAACAGGACGAAAGCCUUUGCUAGUGGGAAGCAUGAUAAUAGGUGGACUCGGCUGCCUAGCAACGGUGUUUACGAUUGUAUAUGGCGGAGAAGAAUACAGUGUUGCAACAACAGUUCUAGCUAUGCUUGGGAAAAUUGGGGCUUCGGCUGCUUUCUCCAUGGUGUACGUGUACUCGGCCGAAUUAUUUCCAACUGUGGUACGAAACGCUGGGAUGGGUUCAAGCUCCUGCUUGGCCCGUGUAGGGGGUAUGAGUGCUCCAUAUAUUGCCGAUCUGGAUCGCCUGGUGGGUGGUGGUUUUGGGAGAGCUCUGCCGCAGAUUGUUUUUGGUACUCUAUCAAUCAUUGCGGGUCUGUUAGCCAUUUACCUUCCUGAGACACUGAAUCGUAAUCUACCAGAGACGAUCGAACAAGGCAUAAAGUUUGGAAGGGAAGAAGAAGAGGAAGAAAAAGCAGACGAGAAAGAAAUUUACGUCAACAAAGCAUUGGACGACCUUGAACCGUGCACUCACCUGUGAUAUAGAGCUGUACUAUAAGGAUGUAAUUUUAUAUUUAUAUGAUGUAUCAGCUGCAGAAAAUAUACUCCAACCACCCGACAUGGAAAAAUGGAAUAAUAUCGCUUUAACCAAACGAAUACCUGAAAUAAACAUAUCUAAUUUUUUAUUGACUCUGAUUUUUUUUUUAUAUUUUGACUGUGAUUUUUUAUAUACAUGUAUUCCAAUACUAUUAAGCUUCAGCUGACAUAGUGAUAUAAUAAAAGGUGAUAAAAAUGUAAACAGGAAAGUCAAUGAUAGGGCGAAUCAAAGGCAAUGGGUAAAUUCGACCUCCAACACUAACGAAUACAAACUCAUUUGUCAUGGAGAAAUUUUAACCCUUACCCUGCUAAAUUUCUAUAAUGAACUUGUCCAUCUUCUAAUUUCGACAGUACCAUUAACUGUUAAAAGGGGUGCUUAUCAAAAAGAUACUGACUGAAUGGCGAACAGUGCAGAUCAUGAGCCUUAGAUACUAAAUUAGUUACACUUUAUCAAGACCUCUAGAACGUGACAUUAGUUACUCUUUUUCAAUAUCAUAUCUGAAGAGUCUAAAACAGAAAUGAAGAGACAUAGAAUCUUAAACUUAUUACUAUUUAUCAAGACCAUUUCUGGAGAUCCC
This is a messenger RNA of Mercenaria mercenaria, 2390 nucleotides long. RefSeq names its product organic cation transporter protein-like. Gene Ontology annotation, biological process: transmembrane transport. The transcript is spliced from 10 exons. Gene Ontology annotation, molecular function: transmembrane transporter activity. NCBI's taxonomy places the organism in Eukaryota, Metazoa, Mollusca, Bivalvia, Venerida, Veneridae. Bases 98 to 1756 code for a protein of 552 amino acids. The record is from RefSeq and is a predicted model, not a curated record. Gene Ontology annotation, cellular component: membrane.